UCUGCUUAAAAACGAAUAUUUGGAUAUCUCUGAUCACUUGCUCUUGUUGGAGAUCUACGCGUAAAAGCGCACGGCUGCUCCAUGGCGCUCAUGUGCAGGCAGAUCACCGGCAGCGCCGCGAGCUGCGCGGGUUGGGUCGGGAUCAUCGUCGCCACGGCCACCAACGACUGGGUCCGCACCUGCGACUACACGGUGGCCACGUGCGUCCGCAUGGAGGAGCUCGGCUCGAGGGGACUUUGGGCAGAGUGCGUGAUCUCCCCAGCCCUCUAUCAUUGCGUGGCCCUGAACCAGAUCCUCAGCCUGCCAGGUGAGACAGAAGGGGCGAGGGGAAAGUUCAGAUUUAAAGUUCUGGAUAACUUUUGGUUUGUGCGUAAAGUUUGACAGAAUUCGUUAUUUUGACAUAAAGUGCGUGAAGCUGUUAAGAUUUGUGUAAUUGCAUAAGUAAAGUGCACAUUGAACUAUUAGGAAGUUUUUAUUUUGAUCACUUUUUGGACAUUUUUAAUGACAUUUCUUAGUUUUCAAACCUAUAAAGUUGAAAUUUUGUCUUUCCUCAUCCACAACCUGUCAGAUUUUCACUCCAGAAAUGAUGAAACAAAAAACACAGAACAUGGCAUCACUUAAAAUACUUGAAAUAUAAGGAUUUUGAAUUAAUGUAACUGCAUGAAGAAAUAUUCAUCUUUCUCUGUCUUUGAUUUGGCUCCACCACUGCGCACAGAUGUGGAAUGCAGUGUUGUAACUGAACCCACUGAAUCUGUUUUUACUCAGCUUGAUCAUUUUCAUUUAACGAUCUCUUACCUUUUAUGUCACCUCGUUUCAUAGGAGAUAAUUUCAUUUUGUCUUGCAGAUUUUUUCGAUCCAAAUGUGUUUUUAAAGAUGGUUUUCACUUAAGGAUGCAAAAGUUUUAUGUGCAAAUUAAAGCAGCAGUAACUUUACUCCAAAAACAUCAAACAUGGGUGUGACAGAGCUUUUUUACAUACUUGAAAAACGAUCCUGUAUUUAAUUAUAAUGUCAUGUUUUUUUCUUUUAGUGUGGUAUUUGCACCUUGAAGAGUUGACUGCACAUGUGUGAAAACUCCUGACUGUAAAUCUCUGACAGAGUGCCAGAGAUAAGCAAAAACAGGCUUCUUCUUCUUCUUCUUUUCUCGUAUAAACCUCUGUCUCUCUCUUUUUUUUUUACAGCUCAUGUGCAGACGUCUCGCGCCCUGAUGAUAUGCGCAUGUCUGCUCGGCCUGCCUGCAAUGCUGCUCGUGCUCAUGUCCAUGCCCUGCGUCCGGCUGCAGAAUGACACCUCAGCUAUCAAGCUGCGCCGCGCGAGAAUAGCAGGGAUCCUAUUUAUUAUCAUGGGUUAGAUGGACACACACGCAAACACACGCUCACACACACUCAUACUAGAUUAGAGUUCCUCAGGUGACUCAGACUUUUAGAGACCACAGUCCUCGAGAUAACAGAGGAGGAUGUUUUUGAUGAAGUUAGUCAUCUAUCAAACAUCAGGCUGUAUCAACAAGGAUUCAAAACUACAGAUACUUCAAGACCAUAAAUUUAUCAAACUCUUAACUGAUGUAUCACAGACUACUACGCAAACACACCUGUCAUUGUCGCCCCCUGCUGGCCGCUAGGAAAAAUGCAAGUCUGAAUGUAUUUCACAAAAGCUGCACUUUAAACACCACAAAAUAUUUUUUACAGUCACACAGAAGAUUUUAAAGAUUUUAAAACUUUAAAAGACAUAUUUUUGUUUUAGCAGUGUAAUAGUUUUGAUCGUAGGAGACUGUGUUUUUGUUUUUUGGACACAUAUUUUGGUUUUAGGAUGUGCGUUUGGUGGGUCUUUUUCACUUCUUAUAGGAGGAAGGAGGGUCAUAGUGAGUCAAACUGAACCUCAUCCUGCCCGAGUUCAUCUGUCACACACACACACACACACACACACACACACACACACACACACACACACACCUGUUUCCUUUUGUGAGAGACAGGUACUUCCUGUAAACAGCCUCAGGGACGAGCGGCCACAUGAUUUUGGACACUGUGCAGAAACUCAAACUCAAUUUUUGUCUGUUUCUCUCUUUUAUCUCUUCUGUAUCCUCAUCUGUCCAGCUGUGCUCGGCAUCAUCUCCACCAUCUGGUUCCCGAUUGGCUCUCACCAGGAAGACAACCUCAUGUCAUUCGGCUUCUCCCUGUACGCCGGCUGGGUUGGCUCCGCCCUCUGUCUCUUUGGUGGCGCUCUGAUCUUGUGCUGCUUCGGCAUCGACCCCGCGACCCUGAGCAGGGAGAACAGCUUCUACUACUCCAGACAGGGGGGCACGGCCACGCCGCUGGAUCCCCCCGCCAACCACGCCAAGAGCGCACGAGUGUGAAGAAAAGAUUCUCCGAGUCUGGAUUUUAUUUUUCUACAUUUGGCUUAUCCAAGAGAGAGUUUCAUGUUGGUGUUAGCAGUUUGUACAGGACUCAAAUACAGUCAAAUCAAGUUAGACAACCAACUGCAGAGUCAUGGAAACACAAUCCACACAAAUUAUCGUGAGCUGGAUCUGCAGAAUCUUUUUUCUUCCUGUUGAAAUUUCUCGUCCUUAAAAAUGUUCAGACUGAGAUUGUAGACGUUGU
Messenger RNA from Xyrichtys novacula (pearly razorfish), 2594 nucleotides. Lineage: Eukaryota; Metazoa; Chordata; Actinopteri; Labriformes; Labridae. The record is from the annotation of a GenBank genome assembly.